AUGGCUGGCGACAAAGUUCCGACCCUGCAGUCGCUUGAGAAGCCUGAAAAGCUCCAAGAUGUCUUGCGCCAGGACCGCGGUGAUGACUGUCUCGGCUGCAAAAUCAUAGGAAGCGGUGCAUUUUUCGGACUUGCGGGAUAUAGUUAUUUCUCUGGCAUGUCACAGCUGGAAAAGCAAAGAGCUGCCAUUCUUCAGAGCAAGUCAUUCUUUGGCAUGCGCAGCCGACGAUUUGGUAUUGUCACCAUCUCUGCAGGUCUCGCUUGGAUGGGUCUCUGGAGAGCUCUCAAAUAA
This is a messenger RNA of Trichoderma atroviride IMI 206040, 291 nucleotides long. RefSeq lists its product as uncharacterized. Lineage: Eukaryota; Fungi; Ascomycota; Sordariomycetes; Hypocreales; Hypocreaceae. The record is from RefSeq and is a predicted model, not a curated record.